CGUUUGUCUAUUGCAGCAGUCUUCAAUAUCUUUUAUAUUGUACAUGUGGAAUAGAAAUUAACUCCAGAAUAUGAUGUUUUUCGAUAUAGUGUUGUUCUUGCAGCGAACCAAUGAUGCGUAUGAAUAUUUCAACCCUAAAAUAAAACAGCCAUAUCUUCUCCCUAUAAAAAAUGUUUAUCCGAUAAAUAUUCGGGAUGGGGUCAAUUUUUCCGGACACUCGCACGCAUGAUGAAUGUCCAAUAAAUGUC
Rhizophagus irregularis DAOM 181602=DAOM 197198 is the source of this 248-nucleotide messenger RNA. Lineage: Eukaryota; Fungi; Glomeromycota; Glomeromycetes; Glomerales; Glomeraceae. The record is from RefSeq and is a predicted model, not a curated record.